Molecule: messenger RNA, 9224 nt
Organism: Physella acuta
Lineage: Eukaryota; Metazoa; Mollusca; Gastropoda; Physidae
Source: RefSeq, a predicted model, not a curated record
CUGUUAGAUGUUUCUGAAAAUGUCUAAUGCGAUGUUGGGACUCCACUGUUUCAUCUAACUUUCAGGCGACAGUAAGCAGAUGGAUCGUCUGCUCCUUCCUCGAGUGAGGCUUGAGCCCGGGGGUGUGGAGGUGCCCAUACCCGAGUCUGUCUCCCCCCUACCAAGAUGGCAGAAGUUACCAAUGGAUUCAAAGUUUCCGGUCAACCCCGCCCCGCGCGGUGAGGUGACUUUCGUCACGACCAAGAUGUGCCAACCGGCGUACAAAUCAAAACAACACAAAGACUUUGACCUCACCGACCCCUACAACCGCACGAUGAAAAGUGAGUACGUGGCACUGCAUGACCCCAGUCUGAAGGCCUGGUUCGCCAAGCCCCACAUCAGGAAGAAGCUGAUUGAGCAGAACUUGAUCACAGAACAGGGCAACAUCUCCUGUAGCGUGAGAGACUUCAACGACUACCGCUACUUUCUACGUCAUCAGGCGGUCAUCCGGUCACAAAAGUCGGUGACCAGGAAGGUGGAAGAAUCGCAUGUACAGCAACGACGAGAACGGAUACUCCAAGAAAAGAAACUGAAAGCGGAAGUGUUUGGUGUCGAGGUCAAGUACAAACUGCUCAAGGCCAAGCAGACGAACAAAGAUAUUGAAGAUGAAAAAAGGAGGAAGUUUGAGGAGAAGCAACAGAGACAAGAGGAGAGGCGGAAGGAGGUGGAGCACGUCAAGCUGAUGAGGUCAAGGUCGUACCGGGAGUUCGAGAAGCUGAGGCAGCGGGAGGAGAACACGAGGAGGAUGGCGGAGAAAAAACUCCUGCAGUUUGAGACGGAGGCUCAGAGGAGGCAACACGAUCAAAAGGUCAAAGAGGCCUGGAGAAAAAAACGGGAAUACCAGAUGAAGAUGUUGGCGGAGGAGGAGAAACAGAGACUUCGUGUGGAGAAGCAGAAGGAGGUAGAGAAGAGGAAAUACGAAGAGGAGAUGAUGAAACGGUUGACGAAAAAUCAAGUGUCUCGUUUAGUGAAUAAAGAGGACAAGGAAAGAAUAAGAAGUGACAAAAAUGAGAUUUUUGAACAACGUCUAAAUCAAGUGCUGAAGGACACUGAGAAGAAAACUCUGUGGAAGUUUGAGAACACCCAAGAUUCCAAACGCCGAAACAGCUUCUGGAUUGUAGAGGAAGUUCUACAGCGUCUGGGUCUGAGUUCUGAGGUCCCUUUGAACAACCUGCUGAGUCUUGCCGUGUCCAAAGCUGUCAGGAAACUGGAAACGGCUUCCGUCAUCUCUGAGGAGCAGCAGCUGUUAAGUUCGAUCAUCCAUCUGAUGAUACGUCAGGUCAAGGACGUUUACCUGACCAGGGAUGAGAACUUCCUGGCUGUGACGGACAACGAUGACGAUGAGGACAAGGAAGAGAGGCCAGCCCCACCCAGUUUGUUCGGAGAUCUGGACGUGACCGAGGAAACAGAAAAAGCUGUCCGCAUCUCCAUGCUUGCCACCAUAGACUUUGCCGACCAAAGCUCCAAGACGUGGAGAAACCCCGUCACCCUGGGGACGGCCCCGUGCCUGCCGAGGAUGGAGGAGAGCGACCAUCCGAGAGACCAGGAGCAGCUGUUCUCCCGGAGGAUGAGGAUAGGAGAGACGGACGCCUUCCAUCUAGACAAGGAGCUGAGCAGUUUCCUGGAGCUGCUUCAGAACGAGAACUUGGACAUGAAGCAGAUGAAAGCCAUCAUCACACUGUUUCUCAAACUGGCCCACCAUGAGACCAUAGUCUCCGCUGACCCCUGCGGGCCCAUGGAACGAAACCCCGACGGACGGGUCGUCUACGCCUUCUCACCCCUCAGCUCGAAGACCAACAUGGAGGACCAGCCCAGGUCGAAGCUGCAGCUGUUGUCUGAGAUAUACAAGAGCGCGACCAACACUUUCAUGGACGCUCCGGACCCGGGUUCGAAACCAGACGGGGAACUGGCCGCAGCCGAGGGGAGGCAGUCACAGCCUUACAUUACGGAAAAUUUGAGCCAGGCCCAGAAAAAUGAUUUUUUAUCACGAGCUGAAGAGGAGAGAUUUGGAUUUUCAGAAGAGAAGGACGACAUUUCAGCCAGAGCUAAUAAUCCUCCCUCAGCAAUGAUUGAUGAUAUUCCUCCGGCUAAAACUGAUUAUAGCGUGGUUGUAGAAAAUGAAGAGGAGCCGCAGAUUCCGGAAGAAAGCGGCGCAGAGGUAACUGGCAUGAAGGAAAACGUCAUCGCCCUAGAGGAUGACGUCACCGCCCUAGAGGGUGACGUCACGGAUGACGUCAUCGCGGUACCCCCGGAAGCGGAUUUCACCGAAAACGACGCUCAAGAUAUAGUCACAGAGGAGAAAACUCGACCCGCGCCGGAUGAACCCGGGGAUGAAAAUCAAAACAAAGUACAAGAUGAUUCGGAAGAGGAGGGGGGACAACAACCCGAGGAGGUACAAGACACUGAAGAACACCUUGAAGACGAAUCUGUAGAGGAAUCAGAGUCUCCAAAAGUGGAUGCAGAUGAACCCGAAGCUACUGAAGAGUACGAUGACACGCAAGAUGAACCUCAAGAGGAAGCGGAAAUAGAUAAUCAAGAAACGAAUGAAAUUGCUUCUCCUAGAAACGAAGCCGUUGCUCAAGAACAAGAAGCGGUUGUCGAUUCCAAUAAAAAUUCAGAUUCCGUUAAGGAAAAAGUCGGGUCAAAUAACGUUGAGGGUACCGGAAAUACGGAACGUGACGCCACCAUUGCUUCCGGUGUCCUGGAGUCUACUGAAGGCCUAGUGUCUAAACAGAGAAGUGCAACUAAACAGAGAAGUGCAACUAGACAGAGAAGUGCGACUAAACAGAGAAGUGCAACUAAACAGAGAACCGCUAACGAGGAGUUGCGGUUUUCCGUCACAGCUUCAUCCUUCGAUUAUGACGACAAUGAGGACUCAGAGAAUGAGGAGGAAGAUAAGGGAGAAACUCUGGAGGACAGCGAGACGAAAAGGAGGCGACUCGAGGAGGAGGAGGAGGAAAGGGAUUUCGAUAAAUCGGUGGCUGACGACAACCUCGUUUUGAUCACACGUCACUUCCUGUCCAAAAUACAGGAGCGAGGCCGGUUGGAGGGUGUAGGGUUCCCCCCUUCCAGGUUCCACCGUUUCAUCGUAACGCUAUUGGCCAAGAUGUGGAGGAAGGAAGAGCCGGCAGAGCAGCACGUCUUCGGCAAAUGGCUGGAGGAGGGGCAAGUCACUGACGUCGCCAAGAGGCUUGUGUUCUGCCUGGGGAAGAAACAUUUACCUGCCUGUCUCUUGAUCAAGUUGGCCACGGGGAUCAUGGACGCUCUGAUGUUAAACAUGUCCGACUAUGCCAGUUAUUUCUCUGACAGCCUCGUGCGAGUGGUACUGAGCCGUUUCCUGGCCGACCUAGAGAAGGAAAAAGUCAGCAUGAUCAUCGUAGAGCGGACACUCAAGGCGACGCUUGAAGCUUUCGAUGAUUACGAGACCGCGGACGUGGAUUUUAUGCUGGAGGUCUUCCUACUGGAGUGUUUAGAGAAGGCUGAAGAUAUGGUCUCCGAUGGUGUCUUCAACAAACGGAUGGAUUUCAUCAACGCGGUUUUUGACGUUGAAAAUUUCCCUCGCGAGAAACGGGAGUACUUGUACGCCAUCUCAUGGAAAGAUUACAUCCACCGGUCUAAGGCUACCAUCCAACUGGACGCACUGACCCCAGAGAAGCGACAGGAACUGAGAGAGAUCCUUCUGAAGGUGUCUUACGAGCUAAUGGAGCUGGAUUCAGACGAUAACGUGCGAGAGUGCGUCCACCGACUGAAGACAAGAAUGUCUGACAGCAGUUUCAGGACGAAGCUGGUCCUGAUCCUGACGGCUAACGUGGUCAACGCCCUCCUACCCACAAUACAACAGUGUAAAAUCUCCAGCAUGACCUUGCUGCCCGCUGCCCUCAAUACGUCACAGUCAGCUAAUGCCACCACAGCUUCGAACCUAGGAUUUGACACUCUAGGGGAGAGCAUUGUAGUGCUGCUAAUCGACAAACUGGCCAGAGCUAUGGGCACCAACAAGAUCAAACCAGCUGAGCUGUCCUGUCUGGCAACUUCCGUUGUUGAUCUCUUAGUCUCAGACUUCCAGUACCAAAGGUCUGACCUGCAGGACACUGACCUGGCCGGAGUCUUUGAUUCCAUCGUUAUGCGAUUCAGGUGUCGUGAGUUCGGCUUCAAUGAAUCCAAACAGUUCCUCAGCGCUCUCAUCCGCCCUUACCUGGCGCUUUUGUUGAGGACCAACAAGGACCUGAGGCUGGCCAAGGUCACAACGAUGGACCUGGACGGGGACCAGAUCUCCAGCUUUGUGGGGCUCAUCACGCAGGUCUUCCUGACCUUCGUGGCCGGGAUCGUGGCCCGCAUGAACAGGUCAGGGGUGAAGGUCAGACAGACGCCAGAUGUUCAGGUCUUGUACGUGUGGAGGACCAUCGCCAUGUUGGCUGGUGAGGCGAAACAUCUGCUCCAGGAAGUCGUGGGGGACAGCCAGAGGUACCCGGGGAAAGGCCGGGUUCAGAGGUCAGACUCCUACGUCGUGCGGGGGUUUGUGUACACGUUGGUGGACAAAGGUCAAGAUGGCACCGUGCCAGAGUCUGUCCACGCUGCCAUGCCGGGCCUGGUGAGCAGUUUCCUGUUGACCUUGAUAGAACGCUGCAAGCAUCCAGGGUACAUCCCAGACAAAGAGGGGAAAAGUCUGAUGGGUAGUAAAGCUGAUCAGGGAUCUCCAUCGACCCCACCGGAUGUGACGCAGGUUGUGAAACGUGAGGUCAUAUCCGCUUGCCGGGAGAUUGGCGAGUCACUGGUGACGCCACAAGCAACACAGCUGAUGAGUUCCAAGAUGGCCGACUAUGUCGCCUGUACCGUGUUUGUGUUGGAGAAAAUAGUCUCCAACUACCACGAGAAGUUAUGGGCCCUGAGACACGCCCUGCUAAAGAAAGAACUUGACGUGCCUGAUGUCGUUGAUUUCAUCAUCGGGCAGACGAAACACGGCAUCCCAGCCUUGAAGAACAACCUGGACGGCGCCGUACAGCUGGUGACUGCCGCCAUUUUGGAAAUGGAGGAGCUGCUGAGAUCCGUGCGGAUGUUGAACAAAAUGGUGGAGAGCAUCAGCAGGAUGGGGAUGGACGCGGGUGGGGUUCGGGGACAGCCUCACAAUGUCCUCUCUGUGGUGACGCCCCUGCUGUUGACUCGGUUGAUGAAGUCCUGCCUGCUGACCAUUUUAAGGACGUUGGCGGUUUUGGUGGAAGGAAAAAUGGACAAGACGUUGUGGUCAAGACGUAGGAAUACUUUAGAACAGCUCGAGAAGAUGGUGAGUGUCGCGAUGUUGGUGACGGCGCAUAAUGAUUUCAGCGUUUUGAAAGAACAGAUCGAGGACUGUGUCACCCCCCAGGGUUUGUGGACCCCCGGGGGUGUGGCCGGCACGGAGGAGAGCUCGGUCAUUGACCUGCCGAUUGAGACAGUGGACAAAGUUUUCGCCAGGCUGGAAGGCAUCAUGGACAACUUCCACAGCACGAAGACUUCCUUCGAAGACGGCACCCGGUACGAAGAGAAAGGAUCCUAUUCAGCCAAAGACGUGUGCGAGAUCAUCAUCAGCCGUGUCAUGGGCUCAAUCAUCUAUCGCGUGGAGAUCGGGUCUCUACCUUGUCUGAGGGUCAACGACCUGGUCCGUGGUCAGAGCUCACAGAAAAUAAUUUCCGCCUCCCCGGAAGAAUUUCCGUCCAGCCCCCACGACCGCAGCGCCAACAAAAAAAUGGACCAAUCCGGGAAUAAAAUACUGAACCCUGCCGUCUGCUUCGAGCAGGAUGUGUCCAGCUGUUUGUAUGAACACCUGGUCGGGGUCGUUUCCGGUGUGGAACAGCACAUGAAGAUGGAGGUGGAGGGGGCGCUGGUCAUCAACGAGGACUACGACAACAAAAUCAGGGCGCGGGUCAUCAUCGACUCCCUGCUGGGCAAAAUCCGGAGCAGCCAGAAAAACAAAACCACUUUCCUGACGGCCUUGAAUCCCCCCGAGAAGACCACGCCCCACAAGAAGACUCCCGAUGGUUGUAACAACAGAGCCGGGCCUGCAAGAGAUUUAAGAAAAAACGCGUCUGUGAAUGUUGAAGCUUUGUCUAAAACAAACUCCACUUCUUUGAAGAAGGUCCCGCUGUCGGCGUACAUUAAGACGUUGUUCAACCAGAUCUUUGAUGAGAAGCUGACAUGUGAGGGUGAGUACCACGACAAGGCCGUACUCAUCAACGAAAUCGUCAACGCCUGCUACAACUACCACGCGUCGUUCGUUGAAAAUAACGUCGCGAAAAAAGAAACGCCUUCAGAUCGCUUGCAGUCCGACAGCGUUAAAAUUUUAAUCACGGAGAUGGUUCUGGAAGAACUUUUGAGUAAUCUCAAACGAUGUAAAAAAGGCGCGAACGAGUCUGUUUUUAAGCGAACAGCUCACCCGUAUUUGUUCAGCCAGGAAUACCACGACCCUGACCCUUUAGGACCGUACUACGCUGAGGUCAUGGACAGGGAGAGAAGGUUGUCGAACUUUAUCAAAGUGGAGACAACCGCCGCCGCCAAGACAUCGCCCCGGCACGUCGCGGCCAUGAUGAAGGGGGACAACUGCGUCGAGACUAAGGUCAGCUCCAGCUGUCAGAGCGAUAGGCUGAGGUCCGAGCACUCCCGGAAAGCGGGCAAGUCCAUCGCGCAGAACCCGGUCGAUGUGCUCACGUCGAAGCGAAUCGUGAACCGUGUGACGGAGUGGAGGAAGAACAUCUGCAUCACGUCGACGGCCAACAGCUUGGAAAGUGCGAAAAGUACCUCGUCUAUAUGGAAACAAAAGACGCCGCAGAAGGUGACGAAGCAAAAAAGUGCGGAAGUUAAAGACGUCAAAGACUUGAAUAAACAAAAAUCUGCUGUUUCAGCUUCAGCCCCUGCUUGCAGUAAACAAAAUUUGAAAUCGGAAAACAAAAUAUCGGUAACUAAAAAACAGCAAACUGUGAAUGAUGAGAAUAAAAACGAAAACGUUGGUGUAGUUAAGAAUAAAACCGACCAUGUUGAUGUAGGAAAGAAACCGCAGGCUGUGAAAAAAGAAACAACGAAAAGCCCGGAAACCGAAGCUAAGCUGAAGAUGGAUAAAGAACGCGCCAAAAAGCAGCAACAGCAAGCUAUACACAAGGCGAAGGCGAGAGCUGAAAAACUGAGGAAAAAACAAGCUGUGAAAACCAUCCCGGGCACACAACAUCAGCAGAGGAAGAUUGAAGUGUUCUACCACGUCACGCACAAACCAGAAAACUUGCUGGAACCUGAUCCACAGAACGGCACCGUCGGGGAUACUUGUGGGGGUGAGGUUGGCGAAAAUGUUCCAGUUGAGGUUGUACUCGAUGAAGAACUAGGAACAAGUGUUGAUAAGAUAAACGAAAUCGGCGAUGAAACACAAAUAACAAAUGAAGAAAAUGCGGAAGUUGAAGACAGUGCUCCCGUGCAAUAUCUGCUGUCUGCUCUGCUCAGUUUAGUAGCAGAUGAGCUGCCCAAAGAGGUGGGGCUGCUGAAGCAGAUCUUCCCCAUGGAGGAGCUCUGUCGGACGUCAAUGAAGGACUUGGUCGACCCGCUCUCCGUGGUAGAGUUCGCUCAGGAAAAAUUUGACGCGGGGCGGCUGACGGAGGUGGGGCAGGUGCUCCGUGGGGAGGUCAGCAGGACAGAGCCAGGCCACAGGCUGGUGGGGGCCUUCAACAACAUCUACAGGAGCGUUGUAGCCGGGAUGGUGACGGACACAGAGCUGUUGCAGAAGGCGGGAAUCGUGGCUGGCGAGAAGAUCGAUGUGGACACAUUCCGACUGCAGCUGUCACAAACCCUACAAGAAAUUGUGACGAGUGUGAGUGCUGGGUACGGCUAUUCUACGCUGCUUGAGGAGAGAUGGAAGGAGGUCAUUGAACUCAUGGAGGCGGGGCAGGUGAAAGAUGAUAUACAAGAACCCGGUGAAAAUGACAACGAUGAUAACUACUACCAUGACGAUGAUUUUGAAGAUGACAAAGAAGACCUCGACAGCUACAGCGAUGACCUCGAGCCUGACCUUGAGAAAAACGAUACGCUUGAAAAAGAUGACUAUGUCGAGUGUAAUGAAAACGAUGAUGAAAACAAAGAAAAUGAUGAAGAGGAAAAUGUCGGUAAAGAUGAAGACAAGGAAGAAGACAAAAUUGAAGACAAUGAAAGUGUUGAUGAAAACCGCGAAAAUAAGAGCGACGACGAAUAUGUCAGCGACGUGGAUAAAAAAGAGAGGCUCGAUGUAGACGACGAUAAAAGUAGCUCCGAAGACGACAAGCCGAAAUGUUCAGGCUCGUCGUCCUGGUCCUCGAUGAAAUCCGAACUCUCGUCCUUGUCGGGAGGUUCAGAAGGUUCCAGAAAAAGGGAGCCCAGGCGACGAAAGAGAAAGCGGGCGCGACCGGCGAGGAGCCACAGCACGGUCUCCGGCUCGUCUAAGGAUUCUUCAGAACAUUCGGAACGGAAUUCUUCCAGACAAGACGGUGAGAGGUCAAGGUCGAGUUCUGGCUCCGUCGUCUCAAGUCCCGCGACAUCCCGCUCGCCACAACAUAGCGCGAGACUUGACGAGACCAACCAGAGCCAACCGGAAAUGGCCGGGGACGAAGGGACGUCGGUGGACCCCGAGAACUACCGAGGCGGCGACGGAGACGGCCGAGUGGAUCACGUGACGACCAACACCAGGACGACCUUGAGCCUGGACAAAGUGGACCGUGAACUGGCCGCCAUCUGCGAACUGCCCGACCCGUGCUUGAUCCCCGGCCCCCACGUCGCUGCCCUACCCCAGGGGGCGGGGGUCCCGGUCAUGGACUGGAUGGACGACAUCCAGGACGCUCCCUACGACGACGACGAUUACUUCGACGAAGAGAACGACAACGAAGAAUACGACGACGAUGAUGACGACGAUGUGGAGCCAGCCGACGCCGUUGAGUCGAGCCGUCAGGGGGAGACAAACGAGGACAGUCCACACGGACCGUCAGAGGACGAUGAUGAUGAUGAAGAAGAAGAAGACGAUGGAAGCUUGUCGUAUUCUGAUGUUGAUUCUGUCAAAGAAUGACCUGUUAAAAAUCAUCUUAGAAAACAUUUUAAUUAUUUUUUUUUUACAAUCAUGUUUUUAAUAUCUAAGCCUAUUUUACCGAAAAUUCUUGUUUGCGCGUGACGUCUCAAACGGGAGGAAAACUUUCACUUGUUUUUAUGAA